This is a messenger RNA of Micropterus salmoides (largemouth bass), 1601 nucleotides long. It is a transcript of the gene rpp25l, whose product is annotated as ribonuclease P/MRP 25 subunit-like. The record is from RefSeq and is a predicted model, not a curated record. The coding region runs from base 103 to 771 and encodes 222 amino acids. Gene Ontology annotation, biological process: tRNA 5'-leader removal. Gene Ontology annotation, cellular component: ribonuclease MRP complex. NCBI's taxonomy places the organism in Eukaryota, Metazoa, Chordata, Actinopteri, Centrarchiformes, Centrarchidae. The transcript has 2 exons. Gene Ontology annotation, molecular function: RNA binding.
AAAUUGUCAGUUUGCGACAGUUUCCACCGUUAUACGGUAACGUAAAGCGUUGCAGGAGAAGUAAACAUGUGGAGAGUUAAGUAGCCCAAAAAAUCCCACCAGAUGGAGAACUACUGUAAGGCUCGGACGGUGGAGCAGCCAUCUGUCUGUCCGUUCCCCGGCCUUCAACCUGACACCCCAGAGGUCAGAGUCAAAGAUGGCAGCAAGAUCCGCAACCUGUUGCGUUACGCCCUGAGCCGCGUGGAGGCCAAACCCAGAGCAGCUGAGGACCAGGGACGCACCGCACUUGAGGAAGGAGGCGUGGCUGUGGAAGGACAAGUGGAAGCGCCAGGCCGGCCGCUCUGCAAACAGAUCGUCUUCACAGCGACGGGUAAGGGCGUUUCUAAAGCCAUCACGUGCGCUGAGAUUGUGAAGCGGCGUGUGAAGGGGCUCCACCAGCUCACCAAGGUGAUGUUCAGCACCGUGGUGGAGGUGUGGGAGCCGCUGGAGCCCGCCGCCGGCCUCGACAGCCUGACGGUCAACAGGAACGUGCCCGCCAUCUGGAUCCUCCUCUCCACGGAGCCACUGGACUGCAGUCAGCCCGGAUACCAAGCGCCGGGCCGCUACGACACCCUGUGGGCUAACAGGGAGGAGGGUGGAGGAUCCACCGCACAGAGACCAGGACACAAGAGGAAGAAGGGAGGAGGAGGAGGCGGCGGCGGUGGGGGCAGAGGGAGGGGUCCCGGCCGUCAGACUGGACGAUCCAGAGAGCCUGCUAAAGGACAGAGUUGAUCUAGCUUUUACAAACUGCAUGGACGUGAGGAAGACAAACACAGUGAAGGAGCAUGAAGCGGACACUCAGUGGACACUCAAAGCUGUUUUCUAGCACAAUAACUACAGCUUAAAAUAUCUUUACAAUCAUGCUCAUAAUUUUCCAAAUCAUCCAUCAGGGCUCAGAUUGAUUUUCUUCCAUCAGUGCACCUUUACUGCAGUUUCAGAUCGUCUCUGUAAAUAUAAACCUUUCAAAGUUGAUGCGUUGUCAACAUUUCUUUUUAUUGUCAAUAAUAACUUUAUGGAAAUUAGUUGAUGCACUUAUGAGCAGGAAAUGUUAUGAAACAUCCCUGUUAGUGCUUUUGUGAGAUAUUUAGAAAUUGACUUCCUGUCCACCUGUCAGAGUGAACCGCAAAUUGCUCCAAAGGUCAGACCAGCACCUUGCAUAUUACUGCCAUCGGUGUGUAUCUGAUGGCAAAAUGUAAAGCUCUUUGGAUUAUAGCAAUAUAUAAAUGCAGGGUUUUAGCUGUCUGCUCAAACUGAUGAUAUGAUUUGGACAUGAUUUGAUUGAUUUGAUUUGUAGGUAAUUGGCUUAAACAUGACCAACCAAAAGUAAUGUUGUUUAAAAAGAAAUUCAUGACGGCUGUUCACCAACCCUGUUUUUCAUUUUAACUGUGUUUUUUUGGUUUGGAUGAAACUUGCCGGAACAUAUUUUGAGUCUACGAAGACAUUUGACUUCUUCUGAAAUGUGGAUCUUGAGUUUAAACAGGUUUUUAGUGUGUGUGCGUGCGCCUGAUAUCUGUUGUGUUUUUCAAGUUAAUUAAAGAGCAUUUUAUUUGAUUCACGCUGAA